AUCCUUAACGAAUCCGACAGUAGCCAAUCCCAAAGUUCCUCCGUUUUUUUUUUUUUUGCUUUUUCCUCGGCCAGAAAGUUUAUUGUGCGGCCAUCGGUGUGAAGUGUGUCUUGCGAUGUGUGGCGUUUCCUGCGCGCCUUGGGCGCAGUUUCGAGCGGAUAACGCAUCGUAGAAUGUCCGACGGCCGCAUCUCGGGCUGGACCCGAUGAAAAUCGACAUGUCGCAAGCUCGUACGUGUCGCCAGCCGCCCGGACUCAGAGGAUCCGUUCACCUGACCGCCGAGGAGAACGAAACGCUCGCGUCCGCCGUCUACGAACACAAGUGGGAGGUAUUGGCUCUGGGCAUUGCCGAAGUGUACCGGUCUGGACCGCCCCCUCGGCAUGACCGGUGGUGCAGGUUCUGCUGCGGUGUGGUCUGCUUCAUCAAGGACAACGCCGCACGCGCUUUCUUCAUCAGGGUCUUCGACUUUGACAGAAGCGAGUUUGCCUGGGAGCAGGAGCUGUUCCUCGAGUUCUCGUACAAUGCCCAGCUUCCUUACUUCCACACCUUUGAGGCCGACGACUGUCAGGCCGGUCUCAACUUUGCCUUUGACGACGAGGCCACCGCUUUCAAAAGGGCGGUCGAAGAGAAACUGCGCAGCCGGCAGAAAAAGCGGGAAGAGAAAAGAAGAAACCAGAUGGCGCGGAGCGGAGGAUCGGUGCCCAAGCACGACCCCCAGAUUCCAAUGGGCCCGAGCACCAACGGUAUUUCGAGCGUAAGCAAGAAGCAGUCGUCGGGCGGCAAGAAGUCCAAGAAGCAGAAGGAGCGCAAGUACACCAAGGCUGACAUCAGCUGUCCCACCGACUUCGUGCACGUUCAACACGUGGGUUGGCAUCCCGAGAAGGGAUUCGACUUCCAGAACUACGUGGAGGAGACGGAGCUGACCAGGUUCUUCGAGAUGGCCAUGGUGACCGAGAAGGACCUGAAGGAGCCCUCGACGAGGGCCUUCAUCUACGAGUUCAUAGAGCGCAACGGCGGCGUGGACGUCAUCAAGGAAGGCGUCGGCAAGACGGAGGCCAGAGCCGCGCCCACUCCUCCUCCCAUUCCCAUGCGGGAACCUGCCCAUUCCCACACCCGGACACACCCCCAGGCCCCGGCCCCGCCCACCUCCGGAGCCAACGGGGUCGGCCACCGCAUGGUACCACCCCCUCCCCCGGCACGUACGGGACCCAACCGAGCGCCGGCCACGCCCCUCAGCAACGGGAGGACGACGGCCCCGCCCGCGAGGGGAGGGGCCUUCUCUCCGGCGGCCCCACCCCCUCCCCCACCCCCGCCGCCCAGCGUGGGAGCGAGGUUAGCCGGUGCUCCGCCCCCACCCCCGCCCCCGCCGAUGGGAGGCCCCGUCAACGGAUCCGCGCCCCCACCCCCCGGAGCUCCGAGGGCGGAGCCCAUAGGGGGCGGGGCGGGGGCGGACCCCAAGGCGGCCCUGCUGGAGCAGAUACGCAAGGGCAAGGCGCUCAACCACGUGGACCCCGAGACGGAGUCUACGCACAGCACAAACAGCAACCCAGACUCCCGGGGCGCCCUGCUUGACCAGAUUCGAGGGGGCAUCACGCUCAAGGCGGUUCCAGACGCACCGAAACCCCCGCCCUCGGACAACAAGCUGGAGGGUCUGGCCGGAGCCCUGGCGAGAGCGCUCCAGGAGAGGGCAAGGGCAUGCUUACAGGACAGCGAAUCAAGCGACGACUCCGAUUCCGAAGAGGACGAGUGGGAAGAUUGAUGCGUCGGUCUACAAUCGGAAGGAACCCUGGGCCGAGGCACCAAUAGCAGUCACGGUUGGCCAACGCCGGUUGCAGAGACGCGCCAACUGCUUUGCUGGCGACCCGGACGCGCUUAAAGGUGCACUAAAGACGUUUCGGAUAUCGUCUGUUCUUGAUGAUAACGCAUGCUACGUGAUCUUAAGGAUCGGGACCUAUUUCCCUACUUAAAAUGCGAUUGAACUUGUUUGUGCUACGCCCCUUUCCAAGCGGAAAAAUCUGAAUCACAAAAUCCAGCGGAGGCGCCGGCGGGCGUGCAUCAGCCAGUAGCAAGCCGCUUCUCUCUGAAAGGCAACCUGCGAUUGGCCAACACGCGCCCGUCGUCACGCCACCAGCGCUUGCACUGAAUUCUUUGCUCCAGAUUUUUCCGCUUGCAAAGGGGUAUGGCGGGAACUUUGAUCGCAUUUUUAGUAAAAAAAUAGACAUCGCACGAGCAUAAUUUUUAGAUUUCCGGUAUGCUGAGAUCCCGUAGAAUGAGUUAUCACCAAGAACAGACGAUCUCAGAAACGUCUUAAGUGCGUCUCUAAGGGGUACUGCAUACUGGCACACACAUGGGCGGUCUGCCGCAGUGGCAACACUGAAGUAUAACGGUGUUGCCAACAGGCUGUUUUUGUCAGGUUUGCAGGAAAACUUGGCCAACGUUUGGCCCACUCUGCUUGCAGUUGUUGCUGGUGACCCGGCCACACUUCCUGUUGGCAACGCCGGUGUUUCUUGUCGUGUCUGGGAGAACUGUUUGCCAACCCUGCUCGCAGACACAAGAAAGACGUACUGUUAUUCCGCCUAAGUUACGGAAUAGAGUGUCGCCAGUAAGGUGUCUUCGGUGCGUUCGGGGUAGACGUUGGUCAACCGUUGGCGUAGUGGAUCUUUUAAAAGCCACGCGAUGGCUACUGGUGGAACGACGGCAAAGAACUUGACGAGCCAGGCGGAAAACGGGAGAACCUGGCGGUUGUUAUUGUGCGGGCACAUUGUUCUCUCUUCUCGUUUUGCGCGUAACCUACUCGGAGUUUAUUUUUGCUUUUGCGGCAUCGAUCGUUUAACUUAACGUUAUGAUUUCCCCUCCCGCCAGGCUCACGUUUUAAUAAGAGGAUGAGACUGUUACGAUUAAUAUACGGAUGAUUUAUACGUUGAGGGGGUUCUUUGGACUGCCGUAUCGAGGACAGAGAAGGCCUUCUUUUUGUAUAGGAAAGGGCAGAUUGUACAUAAUUCCGUAAUAAUAAAAGUUGUUUUUUCUUUUCUUUGGUAA
Ixodes scapularis (black-legged tick) is the source of this 3039-nucleotide messenger RNA. Its product is annotated as neural Wiskott-Aldrich syndrome protein. Lineage: Eukaryota; Metazoa; Arthropoda; Arachnida; Ixodida; Ixodidae. Gene Ontology annotation, cellular component: plasma membrane. Gene Ontology annotation, molecular function: small GTPase binding; actin binding. Gene Ontology annotation, biological process: regulation of Rho protein signal transduction; actin filament organization. The record is from RefSeq and is a predicted model, not a curated record. The coding region runs from base 206 to 1759 and encodes 517 amino acids. The transcript is spliced from 12 exons.